Molecule: messenger RNA, 750 nt
Organism: Heteronotia binoei (common prickly gecko)
Lineage: Eukaryota; Metazoa; Chordata; Lepidosauria; Squamata; Gekkonidae
Gene: XTBD1
Product: CDKN2A interacting protein N-terminal like
Exons: 2
Coding region: 129-506 (125 amino acids)
Source: RefSeq, a predicted model, not a curated record
UAAAAGAGUAUGUAGGGCUAGAGCGGCAAGGUUGUUGGCUACGUUCCCCUCGCCACCCCACGACCGUUAGAAACGUUGCUUCCGGUUCCCUCCCCCAUAUUAGCUUGUUGAACGGAAAAGCUGAAAGGAUGGUGAGCGGGAACGAUGAGCUGGUUGAUGAUUUCCCCGAACAGUUCCGCUCCUACUCGGAGAACGAAAAACACUGGCAGGCUCGGAGGACCUUCAUCCUGCGCAACGUCCCGCCAGAGGACGGGGCGGAGCUCUCUCCGCUGCGUGUGGACCAGCUGCUCUCGCUCUCUAUGGUCUGGGCCAAUCAUCUCUUCAUGGGAUGCAGCUACAACAAAGAUCUCUUGGACAAGGUAACAGAAAUGGCUGAGGGGAUUGAAGUUGAAGAUGUCCCACAUUUUACAACCCGUGAUGAAAUAAUGAAAAAGGUGAAUAUUCAGCAUUUAGAGCUCUUGAAAAACAAAAUGAAAUGCCACGAGACAUACUUUUGCAAAUGUUAAAAUAGGUUUGUGUAUGAAUGGGUGAUCUAAAGUGGGAUCUUUAAUCUUGUAUUGAUUUGAUAAGUGUUGAGGAAAGAAUGCAGUGAAUAUAUUUUGAAUAUUUAAUUGUAGCUUUCUUAGCACAUGUAUAUUCUCUCUUUCUCGUUGUUAUUGUACUCUGGAAAAAAAGUGUAGUUUUUUUCCCAACUGCAUUACAUUGGGUGGAAAUACCUAAUUGCUGUUAUAAAUGUCUUAUUUCCUGGAA